Messenger RNA from Xiphias gladius (swordfish), 2608 nucleotides. It is a transcript of the gene meis1a, whose product is annotated as Meis homeobox 1 a. The transcript has 12 exons. The record is from RefSeq and is a predicted model, not a curated record. The coding region runs from base 101 to 1351 and encodes 416 amino acids. Lineage: Eukaryota; Metazoa; Chordata; Actinopteri; Istiophoriformes; Xiphiidae. Gene Ontology annotation, biological process: eye development; positive regulation of transcription by RNA polymerase II; angiogenesis. Gene Ontology annotation, molecular function: RNA polymerase II cis-regulatory region sequence-specific DNA binding; DNA-binding transcription activator activity, RNA polymerase II-specific.
AACGCACGGGAUUAACUGACGAGCGCUCCGGUACCGGGGACUUGGAUGUGUGUUUUGUCCCGCAGGAGUCACCUGGAGUCCGGGCGCACAGACGGGGCCGAUGGCGCAACGGUAUGAAGACCUGGCCCACUACGGCCUGGAGGGGGUGGGUGGGGUGUACGGAGACCCGCACCAUCACCACCACCACCACCACCACCACCACGCUGCUGCCGCUGCCGCCCGCUCCCUGCAGGCCGUUCACCUGGCCGCCGCCGCCACCGCUGGUCCCUACCCUCCGCACCAGUACUCCCAGUCCUCCCACAGCAGCGCCGGCAUGGCUGCCGCGGCUGGGGACGCCGUCAAGAGGGACAAAGACGCCAUUUAUGGACAUCCUUUAUUCCCUCUGCUCGCACUGAUUUUUGAAAAAUGUGAACUGGCGACCUGCACGCCGAGAGAGAGCGGCGUGGCCGGAGGAGACGUCUGCUCCUCGGACUCCUUCAACGAGGACAUCGCCGUCUUCUCCAAACAGAUCCGAUCAGAGAAGCCCUUAUUUUCAUCAAACCCAGAGCUGGAUAAUUUGAUGAUUCAGGCGAUACAAGUGCUGCGCUUCCACCUCCUGGAGCUGGAGAAGGUUCACGAGCUUUGUGAUAAUUUCUGCCAUCGAUAUAUCAGCUGUCUGAAAGGGAAGAUGCCCAUUGAUCUGGUUAUAGACGACAGAGACGGAAACAAAUCGGACAGUGAGGACUUCAUCAGGUCAUCGGGGAACAACCUGGAUCAGAUUUCAUGGAGCCGAGAUCAUGACGACGCGGUGUCGAUCCGGUCGGCCGGGACACCGGGACCGUCCAGCGGUGGACACACGUCUCACAGCGGCGACAACAGCAGUGAACAAGGCGACUGUCUGGAUAACGGCAUAGCGUCUCCCAGCACCGGGGAUGAUGAUGACCCUGACAAAGACAAACUGCACAACAAGAAGAGAGGAAUCUUCCCCAAAGUGGCCACCAACAUCCUGAGAGCCUGGCUGUUCCAGCACUUGACGCAUCCGUACCCAUCGGAGGAGCAGAAGAAGCAGCUGGCUCAGGACACCGGCCUCACCAUCCUGCAGGUCAACAACUGGUUCAUCAACGCGAGGCGGCGAAUCGUCCAGCCCAUGAUCGAUCAGUCCAACCGAGCAGUGAGCCAGGCGGGACCGUAUGGCCCAGAUGGUCAGCCAAUGGGAGGCUUCGUCAUGGACGGACAGACACACAUGGGAAUCAGACCAACUGGACUCCUUCAGCAGGUCUGCAGACCUCCAUGGAGGGCGUGGAGCAGGACCCCACGCCUCCUCACCUGUCCUCCCCCCAGCCCCACCCCUCUGGGCACCUGCCCGGCCUGAAGCGGAAGCCGCCCGCUGCCGCCGCCAUCUCCAGGGCCACCGGAGACGCUUCGUAACUUUGCAAAUCUCCCAGCUGGAGCACAGAAACAGAGAGAAUGUGAGGACAGAUGGAGAUCUGGAGGAGGAAUGAUAAACAGUUGUGUAUUAACUGAUGACACCUGGAUUUUUCUGGAGGACUUUUGUGAAUCGGGACUUAAAAGUCAGCCUUGCGUCCCUGCGCUUGAUCGUGUCCUAUCUGUGACGGAUGAAGUCCGACAGAUCUAACCUCCCUGCUCCUUCUCUGGACUGCGACUACGGAAGCCCUGGGUGGACAUUUUAGAACCAGCAGAACUUCCUUCCCGUCCUCUCCUCCUCUCCAGCCGAUGAACCGGUAUCGACACGAAGCCGAUGUCUGUAUUUCCCGAGGAGUUCUCUUCAAACAGGACACCUCGACCAACCGUUUUUCAAGAGACUGCAGCUCUGAGAAAUGGAUGGCCGAGGUCACGUGACGGAGCGCUGUUGACCGUGGACUCUCCGAGACAAGUCGAAACAAGUGCUCUCUUGCUGCCUUUUGCAUAAUAAUACCAUUUUAAAAUGAAAGGACUGGUACUGUUUCACCUUUCACACUGUGUGUGUUUGUCUUUUUUCAUAAACUUCUAUCCUCCCUCGAGCCCCACAAAUAUUUCAGUUCUAAAAAUAAAAAAGUGAAGCAACAUUGUUCCUCUAUUCGUGAAAGUAUUUUUUUUUGGAUUUUAUCGACGCCUGGUGCUUUUGGCUCCUUGUGUUGAGAUUUUUAACAAAGUGUUGUCAGGCUCUGCAGAAGCUCUCCGUUGUAGAUGAACGCCACUACGUUGACUCAAGAACUGAGCUGGAGUUUAGAGGUUCUGGUUUGUAACUAGUGCUUCUGUUCUGAUAGACACUCUGCUUUUCCGCCUCUAUAUUUGAGGGGGAAAUUUUAUGUUAUCUCCUAGAAAUGAUGUAUUUAUAAUUUAUUGUGCCAAACACUUUCUGAGGAAAACGUAGUUGUUAGCUCGAUUAUCUUCACUGACUAGAUAUUUUCAAUCUGGGGGGAAAAAAAACUGUCAAACCGAGUCCCCCCUGUGUGUUUUAGUUUGGACCCCAAUGGCACCUUGGUUAGAGUCAGGCAAGGAAAAAUAUUGUCAGUUAAACGCUGAGAGAUUAAAGAUAUUUAACCAAAGCGUCCGUUUUUCUCUCAUAACCAAGAAAGGUCAAAUCUUGCUUUAGUUGCUAGAAGUGGAAAUGAGAAAACAACUGAAA